UCCCGGGGGAGAGCAGAGGAGCCUUAAUAAAUCUAUAAGCCGAGGAGAGGAAACUCUGGCUGGAGCAGAACGCUGAGCUCCGGCUGCUGUGGGGGAACGGCGACCAGAACGGCAGGCGGCAGGAGCAGCACAGCAGGCAAAAUACAAUAGAGGAGACUACAGAAGAGAGCCCUUGGCCCUCUCUCGUAAACACACUCCCCUCCAUCGCUACCUUUCCCUGGGCACCGUGCUGCCUGGCGCUCGAGGCCGCUCGGACUGCUAUGUAACCGCGAGGCUGCAGGAGGAAGGGGACCGGGGAGAAGAGGUUCGCCCGUGGGAGCCUCAGGGGGCCAAGUUUGAAGCCACUUCUGCUCGCGCCUUCCCUUAGCCCCAGCCUGCCCCUUCCUGCAGCCCAGCUGCCCCAGGCGUCCUUCGCCUCCUCUUGUGCUCAGCAGCCGAGAUUGCCGGCGACUAUGGUGACCGUAGAGGAGCUGCGGGAGAUGGACUGCAGCGUGCUCAAAAGGCUGAUGAACCGGGAUGAGAACGGCGGUGGCGCAGCCGGCAGCGGCAGCCACGGCGCUCUGGGGCUGCUGAGCGGCAGCAAGUGCCUGCUGCUGGACUGCAGACCAUUCUUAGCGCACAGCGCUGGUUACAUCCGAGGCUCGGUCAACGUGCGCUGCAACACCAUCGUGCGGCGGCGGGCCAAGGGCUCGGUAAGCCUGGAGCAGAUCCUGCCCGCGGAGGAGGAGGUCCGCGCCCGCCUGCGCUCCGGCCUCUACUCCGCGGUCAUCGUCUACGACGAGCGCAGCCCGCGCGCCGAGAGCCUCCGCGAAGACAGCACGGUGUCUCUGGUGGUUCAGGCGCUGCGCCGCAACGCAGAGCGCACCGAUAUCUGCCUGCUCAAAGGUGGCUAUGAGAGGUUUUCCUCUGAGUAUCCGGAAUUCUGUUCCAAAACCAAGGCCCUGGCAGCCAUCCCACCUGCUGUGCCCCCCAGCGCGGUGGAGUCCUUGGACCUGGGCUGCAGCUCCUGUGCAACCCCGCUGCAUGACCAGGGGGGUCCUGUGGAGAUCCUUCCCUUCCUCUACCUCGGCAGCGCCUAUCACGCGGCCCGGAGAGACAUGCUGGAUGCCCUGGGGAUCACAGCCUUGUUGAACGUGUCCUCCGACUGCCCGAACCACUUUGAAGGACACUAUCAGUACAAGUGCAUCCCCGUGGAGGACAACCACAAGGCCGACAUCAGCUCCUGGUUCAUGGAGGCCAUCGAGUACAUUGAUGCGGUGAAGGAGUGCCGCGGGCGCGUGCUGGUGCACUGCCAGGCCGGCAUCUCCCGCUCAGCCACCAUCUGCCUGGCCUACCUGAUGAUGAAGAAGCGCGUGAGGCUGGAGGAGGCCUUCGAGUUCGUCAAGCAGCGGCGGAGCAUCAUCUCGCCCAACUUCAGCUUCAUGGGGCAGCUGCUGCAGUUCGAGUCACAGGUGCUGGCCACGUCCUGUGCGGUGGAGGCCGCCAGCCCAUCGGGCCCCCUGCGUGAGAGGGGCAAGGCCACCCCCACCCCCACGUCGCAAUUUGUCUUCAGCUUCCCGGUCUCCGUGGGGGUGCACCCGACCCCCAGCAGCCUGCCCUACCUGCACAGCCCCAUCACCACCUCCCCCAGCUGCUAGAGCCGGCUCUCUGUCCAGCCCGGGUGGCCCCUGUGUGGGCAGCAAGGCAGGACUGACCAGCAGGGGGUAGACAACAAAGCUCCUUCCAUCCAUCUCUCUUUGGCCAAACGUGGGGCCAGCUAGAUUGGCAAUAAGGACCUCGAAUACAUAUUUAAUGCCAACAGGCAAAACACUCCAACUUAGAGCAAUAACGGCUUCCUCGGCAGGCAGGGAAGACCUGGGUUUUGGUUUGUGUGUCAGUUUUACUUUUCAGAUAGGAAUUUCUUACCUCAUUUUUUUUUAAGCAGUAAGGCUUGAAGUUAUGAAACCCACAGAUCCUGGCAAAUGUGCCCACCCAGUUUUAUUAAGGGGGGAGGGGAGGGGAGGGAAGGGACAAGGCGAAGAUAAGUUUGCCAGAAGUGCCUGGUUCUGUGUGCUUGGUCCUUUUGUCGUAAUUACAGGAUUUUUUUUUUUUUUUAAAGAAGUCUUUUAGGACACGGUUUUCCUUUUUUAGUCACCAACUACAGAUGAAUAAUUAUACUUGGUAAUAAAUAAAGGUAUUUAUUAAGAAUUUCCUCAGUGUAUGUAAGUAAAAAAGUUCAGUGACAGUGAAUUUAGAAUAGAUGUACCUGGAUGCAGAUCAGCAGAACUCAGUGGCAGGCGGACGGCAAAGCUGUUAGGAAGUCAGUGGUGUGUACAGGUUAGUGUGAUGGUCAACGUGCAUUUGUUACCGCUGAGAAGCGGCAGGGUGAGGGGGUGGGAGGAAAAAAAGAAGGGAUUGCUUUUUCAUUACAGUCACCUUUCCCAAUCCGUGGAGGAUUGAUUCUAGCCCACCUGCCCUCCUUCUGCGGAAAUCUGUAGAUUCUGCACCCGCAGAAACCUGCGGAUACCACGUCCACUGAUUUGGAGAGUUACUGUACUUUUGAAGUUGGUUUUUCGGCGCAUGGACCACUGAUGCAACAGUACAGCUGCUUCUGGUGAUCAGUAACCCACUGUAGCUGUGGAAGCAUUUUUCUCUGCCUGAGAAUCUGCGUAUCCUCUGUGAUAAAUGCCAUAUCAUAUAAGGUGCUCCAAAAAAAUUGGGUGCAGUUCAGAUGUUCCUACAGUGAAUCGUUUGGCAAGGCCACUGGGGAACCUCACUCAUGAGAGGCCCGCAAUGGAUCCUUUUGGAAGUGGAAGCACCAUCUCUUUUCUCCUUUGCAUAAAUCGGAGUUUUUAAUUUUAGGGGGUUUGCUUGGAAUGAAAGUAUACCAACGAA
Phacochoerus africanus (Common warthog) is the source of this 2874-nucleotide messenger RNA. It is a transcript of the gene DUSP4, whose product is annotated as dual specificity phosphatase 4. The transcript is spliced from 4 exons. NCBI's taxonomy places the organism in Eukaryota, Metazoa, Chordata, Mammalia, Artiodactyla, Suidae. Gene Ontology annotation, biological process: negative regulation of MAPK cascade; protein dephosphorylation; endoderm formation. Gene Ontology annotation, cellular component: nucleus; cytoplasm. The record is from RefSeq and is a predicted model, not a curated record. The coding region runs from base 453 to 1637 and encodes 394 amino acids. Gene Ontology annotation, molecular function: protein tyrosine/threonine phosphatase activity; MAP kinase tyrosine/serine/threonine phosphatase activity.